This is a messenger RNA of Bombina bombina (fire-bellied toad), 9296 nucleotides long. RefSeq names its product teneurin transmembrane protein 3 (gene TENM3). NCBI's taxonomy places the organism in Eukaryota, Metazoa, Chordata, Amphibia, Anura, Bombinatoridae. Gene Ontology annotation, cellular component: membrane; neuron projection. The record is from RefSeq and is a predicted model, not a curated record. The transcript has 27 exons. Gene Ontology annotation, molecular function: cell adhesion molecule binding; protein heterodimerization activity; protein homodimerization activity. The coding region runs from base 295 to 8082 and encodes 2595 amino acids. Gene Ontology annotation, biological process: signal transduction; heterophilic cell-cell adhesion; neuron development.
UCUGUAACGUGAUACAUUAUACACUGAUUCAACUUGCUCUGGCUGAGCUCUGAGACGGCCCCUCACACACACAGGCAAGGAGCAGCAGCAGCAGCAGCAGGGAAGGUGCAGCCUUGUGCGAGCCAGCUCCAGUGUGCAUGUGAGCACAUCUCCAUCCUCUGCCCACUGUGCUGCUGCUGCUGGAAUGGGAGGAGGCUUCGCUGUGGCUGAACACAAGCACCAUUAGCAACUGAAAUGAGCUGGCUUUUUAACCCUUGAAGGGAACACACAGAAGAAUUCCGGAGAGGUUCUCCCAUGCCAUCCUCGUCAUCUAAUCCUUCCGUUAUUGAGCAUUCACAUUGCCCAUAUCCAUCACCCCAUACCCAUUACAGGCAGCGGUGGUUAAUAAACACUAGGGCUGCCAAGCGACCAGAUCAGGACACUGAUGACGAGGUCAAUGCCAGCACAUACUUGGUGCAUCCAGCUUCCCUGUCACAGUGUGCCCCAUGUCAUGAGCCAUCUCCAAACAACCAAGGCCAGUCCACUUUGCAGCCGUUGCCACCCCCACACAAGCAACAUCCAGCAGCACAUCAGCCGUCCAUCACAUCUCUGAAUCGUAACUCCCUGACACAUAGGAGGAACCAAAGUCCGGCGCCGCCGGCUGCACUGCCCGCCGAGCUGCAAACCACGCCCGAGUCCGUCCAGCUGCAGGACAGCUGGGUCCUUGGCAGUAAUGUGCCACUGGAGAGCAGGCAUUUUCUAUUCAAAACAGGAACAGGGACAACCCCACUGUUCAGCACUGCUACACCUGGAUACACCAUGGCAUCUGGCACUGUUUAUACCCCUCCCACACGACCACUUCCGAGGAACACCCUAUCAAGAAGUGCUUUUAAAUUCAAAAAAUCCUCAAAGUACUGUAGUUGGAAAUGUACUGCACUCUGUGCUGUAGGGGUUUCAGUGCUACUGGCAAUACUACUAUCCUACUUCAUAGCCAUGCAUCUCUUCGGUCUUAACUGGCAGCUACAGCAGAUGGAAAAUGACACAUUUGAGAACGGAAAAGUGAAUUCUGAUGUGGGACCAACACAUUCUGUAUAUGUACCCCCUGUUGAUAAUGGAAAAUCUGGAGGCCUUGGUCAAGAAAACAACACAAUUGACUCCGGGGAACUUGAUGUUGGCCGGAGAGCAUUGCAGGAGAUCCCUCCUGGCGUGUUUUGGAGAUCACAGCUUUACAUCGAUCAGCCACAGUUCCUAAAAUUUAACAUCACUCUUCAAAAAGAUGCAUUAAUUGGCGUUUAUGGAAGGAAGGGAUUGCCACCAUCUCACACGCAGUAUGACUUUGUAGAACUUUUAGAAGGGAGCAGGUUAAUUUCAAGAGAAAAACGCAACUUGCUGGAGUCUGAAAAAGUUGUGCGACUUCCUCGGUCCAUCAGUCUACACGAGGCUGGAUUUAUCCAAUAUCUUAGCACUGGUAUCUGGCACAUCGCUUUUUAUAAUGAUGGCAAAAACUCUGAGCCGGUGUCAUUUAACACAUUUGUAAUAGAGUCCGUGGUGGAAUGCCCCCGAAAUUGCCAUGGAAACGGAGAAUGUGUCUCAGGAACAUGUCAUUGUUUUCCUGGAUUUCUAGGCCCAGAUUGUUCAAGAGCAGCCUGCCCUGUAUUGUGUAGUGGAAACGGGCAAUAUGCCAAGGGGCGAUGCCUAUGUUACAGUGGUUGGAAAGGCACAGAAUGCGAUAUCCCCAGCACCCAAUGUGUUUAUCCUCUGUGUGGCGGUCAUGGAGUCUGCAUUAUGGGAUCCUGCGCUUGUAACUCUGGUUUUAAGGGAGACAACUGUGAAGAAGCCGAUUGUCUUGACACAUUUUGUUCCUACCAUGGAGUUUGUAUUCAUGGUGAAUGCCAUUGCCACCAAGGAUGGGGAGGUACCAAUUGUGAAAUUCUGAAGUCCAUGUGUCCAGACCAGUGCUCCGGUCAUGGAACUUAUAAUCAGGAAGCUGGAAGUUGCACAUGUGAUCCCAAUUGGACUGGCCCAGAUUGUUCAACAGAAAUUUGUGCUGUGGACUGUGGCAAUCAUGGUGUCUGCAUGGGGGGUUCAUGUCGCUGUGAAGAAGGGUGGACUGGUCCUUCCUGCAACCAAAGAGCUUGUCAUCCUCGUUGUUUGGAACACGGCACAUGUAAAGAUGGAAAGUGUGAAUGUAACCAAGGGUGGAACGGUGAACACUGCACCAUUGAGGGUUGUCCUGGACUAUGCAACAGCAAUGGAAGAUGUACCUUGGACCAGAAUGGUUGGCACUGUGUCUGCCAGCCAGGUUGGAGGGGAGCCGGGUGUGAUGUUGCUAUGGAGACUUUAUGUACCGACAGUAAGGAUAAUGAAGGGGAUGGUUUAAUUGACUGUAUGGACCCAGACUGCUGCUUACAGAGCUCCUGCCAGAAUCAGCCUUAUUGCCGUGGACUACCUGAUCCACAGGACAUUAUCAGCCAAAGCCAGCAGACACCAUCCCAGCAGGCUGCCAAGUCUUUCUACGAUAGGAUCAGCUUCCUUACAAGCCCUGACAGCACCCAUGUCAUACCUGGAGACAACCCUUUCAAUAAAAGCCUUGCAUCUGUAAUCAGAGGCCAAGUGCUCACGGCUGACGGAACACCGCUCAUUGGAGUCAAUGUGUCAUUUGUACAUUACCCGAACUACGGAUACACAAUCACACGCCAGGAUGGGAUGUUUGAUCUGUUGGCCAAUGGAGGAGCCUCUCUAACCCUUAUGUUUGAAAGAGCCCCAUUUCAAACACAAUAUCAUACAGUGUGGAUUCCAUGGAAUGUAUUUUAUGUCAUGGAUACAUUAGUGAUGAAGAAGGAGGAAAAUCACAUACCUAGCUGUGACUUGAGUGGGUUUGUGCGACCAAAUCCAAUCAUCGUGUCCUCUCCUUUAUCAACAUUUUUCCGGUCUUCUCCUGAGGACAGCCCUAUAAUCCCAGAGACACAGGUUCUUCACGAAGAGACGACAAUUCCAGGAACUGAUAUGAAAUUAUCCUAUUUAAGCUCAAGAGCUGCUGGAUAUAAAUCUGUUCUUAAAAUUACAAUGACCCACGCCGUCAUACCGUUCAGUCUAAUGAAGGUUCAUCUCAUGGUCGCUGUGGUUGGAAGGCUUUUCCAAAAAUGGUUCCCAGCAUCACCUAAUCUGUCAUACACAUUCAUCUGGGAUAAAACAGACGCAUAUAACCAGAAGGUCUAUGGGUUGUCAGAAGCUGUUGUGUCUGUUGGGUAUGAAUAUGAAUCAUGCCUCGACCUUACUCUAUGGGAAAAGAGAACAGCUGUCCUGCAAGGGUAUGAGCUGGAUGCUUCUAAUAUGGGUGGAUGGACUUUGGACAAGCAUCAUGUUUUAGAUGUUCAAAACGGUAUUUUGUACAAAGGAAAUGGAGAAAAUCAGUUUAUAUCUCAGCAGCCACCUGUCGUUAGUUGCAUUAUGGGAAAUGGCAGAAGGCGAAGCAUCUCGUGUCCAAGUUGCAAUGGUCAAGCUGAUGGUAAUAAGCUCUUGGCCCCUGUUGCCUUAGCAUGUGGAAUAGAUGGAAGUUUGUAUGUGGGAGAUUUCAACUACAUCCGACGUAUAUUUCCUUCCGGAAAUGUAACUAGUGUGAUGGAACUAAGCAGUAAUCUAGCUCAUCGAUAUUACUUGGCUACUGACCCGGUAACAGGAGACCUUUUUGUUUCGGAUGCAAAUACCAGAAAGAUAUAUCGUCCCAAAUCACUUGUGGGAGCAAAAGAUCUGACCAAAAAUGCUGAAGUUAUUGCAGGUACUGGAGAUCAGUGCACUCCCUUUGAUGAGGCAAGAUGUGGUGAGGGAGGAAAAGCCGUGGACGCAACUCUCACAACUCCCAAAGGAAUUGCUGUAGAUAAGAAUGGAUUAAUCUACUUUGUUGAUGGAAAAGUGAUCAGAAAAGUGGACCAAAAUGGGAUAAUAUCUACUUUACUUGGCUCAAAUGACUUGACCUCAGCACGUCCUUUAACCUGUGACACCAGCAUGCAUAUUAGCGAGGUGAGACUAGAAUGGCCCACAGAUUUGGCUAUCAAUCCGAUGGAUAAUUCCAUUUAUGUUUUGGACAACAAUGUUGUUUUACAAAUUACUGAAAAUCGUCAAGUUCGUAUAGCAGCUGGUAGGCCAAUGUAUUGCCAGGUACCAGGUGUUGAGUACACAGUUGGAAAAUAUGCUGUUCAAGCCAUUUUAGAGUCGGCAACUGCUAUUUCAGUGUCCUAUAAUGGAGUACUUUAUAUCACAGAAACAGACGAAAAGAAGGUCAAUAGGAUAAGACAAGUCACCACUGAUGGAGAAAUUUCAAUGGUUGCGGGCAUACCAUCAGAUUGUGAUUGUAAAAAUGAUGCUAACUGUGAUUGCUAUCAAAAUGGAGAUGGGUAUGCAAAAGACGCAAAGCUCAGCGCACCAUCAUCUCUAGCAGCAUCUCCUGAUGGAACAUUGUACAUUGCUGAUCUGGGGAAUAUUAGAAUUCGGGCAGUUUCAAGAAACCGACCAUUUCUUAAUUCAUUUAACUAUUAUGAGGUUGCCUCUCCAGCUGAUGAAGAGCUUUAUCUUUUUGAUAUAAAUGGCACACAUCAAUACACAAUGAGUUUAGUAACUGGAGAGUAUCUGUAUAAUUUCAGCUACAGUAAUGAAAAUGAUAUCACUGUAGUUACUGACAGCAAUGGAAACACACUCAGAAUCCGACGAGAUCCAAAUCGAAUGCCUGUGAGAAUUGUAUCACCAGAUAACCAAGUGAUUUGGUUAACCAUCGGAACCAACGGAUGUUUAAAAAGCAUGACUGCACAGGGGCAAGAAUUGGUAUUAUUUACCUAUCAUGGCAAUAGUGGUCUUUUAGCAACUAAAAGUGAUGAAACUGGAUGGACAACCUUCUUUGAUUAUGACAGCGAAGGUCGUCUUACCAAUGUCACGUUUCCAACGGGAGUCGUAACCAAUCUUCAUGGAGAGAUGGACAAGGCAAUUACAGUGGAUUUAGAGUCAUCUAGCAGGGAAGAAGAUGUCAGCAUUACUUCCAACUUGUCUUCAAUAGAUUCUUUCUAUACAAUGGUCCAAGAUCAAUUGAGAAACAGCUACCAAGUUGGUUACGAUGGCUCUGUUCGCAUUAUCUAUGGCAAUGGGCUGGAUUCUCACCUCCAAACGGAGCCCCAUAUUCUAGCAGGUCCAGCUAAUCCAACAGUGGCAAAAAGAAACAUGACCCUCCCUGGAGACAAUGGGCAUAAUCUAGUUGAAUGGAGAUUCCGGAAAGAACAAAAUCAGGGAAAGGUCAAUGUGCUUGGUCGGAAGCUCAGAGUAAAUGGCAGAAACCUCCUUUCAGUUGACUAUGAUCGAGCCACAAAGACUGAAAAGAUAUAUGAUGACCAUCGAAAAUUCCUCCUCAGGAUUGCUUAUGAUGCGUCUGGGCACCCAACUCUUUGGCUUCCAAGCAGCAAGCUAAUGGCUGUCAAUGUCACCUAUUCGUCUACUGGCCAAAUUGCUAGCAUUCAGCGUGGGACCACCAGUGAAAAAGUAGACUACGAUGCACAAGGUAGAAUUGUAUCAAGAAUAUUUGCUGAUGGUAAAACCUGGAGCUACACUUAUUUAGAAAAGACAAUGGUCUUACUGCUUCAUAGUCAACGACAGUACAUCUUUGAAUAUGAUUUACUCGACCGUCUGUCUGCCAUCACAAUGCCUAGUGUUGCUAGACAUACCAUGCAAACUAUUCGAUCCAUUGGUUAUUACAGAAACAUCUACAACCCCCCAGAAAGUAAUGCCUCUGCCAUUAUGGAUUACAAUGAAGAAGGACUAUUACUUCAAACAGCCUUUCUGGGAACUGGUCGCAGAGUAUUGUAUAAAUAUAGGCGGCAAAACAAGGUUUCUGAAGUGCUGUAUGAUAGCACAAGAGUUAGUUUUACAUAUGAUGAGACAGCUGGUGUCCUUAAAACUGUGAAUCUCCAAAGUGAUGGAUUCAUUUGCACAAUUAGAUACAGACAAAUUGGACCUUUGAUUGACCGGCAGAUAUUUCGCUUUAGCGAAGAUGGAAUGGUAAAUGCUAGGUUUGAUUACAGCUAUGACAAUAGUUUUAGGGUGACCAGUAUGCAAGGUGUAAUAAAUGAAACUUCAUUACCUAUUGAAUUAUAUCAGUUUGAUGACAUUUCUGGAAAAGUGGAUCAGUUUGGAAAGUUUGGGGUUAUUUACUAUGAUAUUAAUCAAAUCAUCUCUACUGCUGUGAUGACUUACACUAAACACUUUGAUGCUCAUGGUCGUAUAAAAGAAAUUCAAUAUGAAAUUCUGAGAUCACUUAUGUAUUGGAUUACUGUGCAGUAUGACAACAUGGGGAGAGUAACAAAAAGGGAAAUUAAAAUUGGGCCUUUUGCAAACACUACAAAAUAUGCUUAUGAAUACGAUGUUGAUGGGCAACUCCAAACUGUUUAUCUAAAUGAGAAAAUUAUGUGGCGAUACAAUUAUGAUUUGAAUGGGAACUUACAUUUGCUAAAUCCUAGUAACAGUGCAAGAUUGACUCCAUUACGUUAUGAUUUGAGAGAUCGAAUAACAAGGCUAGGUGAUGUUCAGUAUCGAAUGGAUGAAGAUGGGUUCCUUCGUCAGAGAGGUACAGAGAUUUUUGAGUACAGUUCCAAGGGCCUACUCACCAGAGUUUAUAGCAAAGGUAGUGGUUGGACAGUAAUAUACCGUUACGAUGGUCUAGGCCGUCGGAUUUCUAGCAAAACCAGUCUUGGCAAGCACCUGCAGUUUUUUUAUGCCGAUCUCAAUUAUCCAUCCAGGAUUACCCAUGUAUAUAACCAUUCCAGUUCUGAAAUCACAUGUCUUUAUUACGACCUUCAAGGACACCUUUUUGCCAUGGAGAUAAGUAGCGGGGAAGAAUUUUACAUUGCUUCAGACAACACUGGCACACCUCUUGCUGUUUUUAGUAGCAAUGGCCUCAUGCUUAAGCAAAUGCAAUAUACUGCAUAUGGAGAGAUAUAUUUUGAUUCUAAUCCAGACUUCCAGUUGGUCAUCGGGUUCCAUGGGGGUCUCUAUGAUCCUCUCACUAAACUUAUUCACUUUGGUCAAAGAGACUAUGACAUAUUAGCUGGACGAUGGACUACCCCAGAUAUUGAAAUAUGGAAAAAGAUUGGCAAGGACCCUGCUCCAUUUAAUCUCUACAUGUUCAAGAACAACAAUCCUGUCAGUAAAAUCCAUGAUAUAAAGGAUUACAUAACAGAUGUUAACAGCUGGCUGGUGACAUUUGGAUUCCAUCUCCACAAUGCCAUUCCUGGAUUCCGUGUCCCUAAAUUUGAUUUAACAGGACCCUCCUAUGAACUUCUGAAGAGUCAACAGUGGGAUGAUAUACCACCAAUAUCAGGAGUACAGCAACAAGUGGCAAGACAAACAAAAGCUUUCUUGUCCCUGGGAAAGAUGCCAGAAAUUCAUAUGAGCAAACGCAGGUCCUUUGGGGAGAAAUCAUGGUUGUGGUUUGCGACAGUGAAAUCAUUGAUAGGGAAAGGCGUCAUGCUCGCUGUCAGUCAAGGGAAAGUGAUCACCAAUGUGCUCAAUAUUGCAAAUGAAGACUGUAUCAAGGUUGCAGCAGUUCUAAACAAUGCCUUUUACCUAGAAAACUUACACUUUACAAUAGAAGGAAGAGACACUCAUUAUUUCAUAAAAGCCACUACACCGGAAAGUGAUUUAGGAACCUUAAGACUUACAAGUGGACGCAAAGCCUUAGAAAAUGGCAUCAAUGUAACAGUAUCUCAGUCUACUACAGUUGUGAAUGGAAGAACUCGCAGGUUUGCUGAUGUGGAAAUGCAGUAUGGUGCGCUGGCUCUUCAUGUGCGCUAUGGUAUGACACUUGAUGAGGAGAAGGCACGUAUUUUGGAGCAAGCUAGACAAAGAGCGCUGUCUCACUCCUGGGCAAGGGAACAACAAAGAGUGAGGGACGGGGAAGAAGGAGCCAGAUUAUGGACUGAAGGAGAGAAAAGACAACUGCUAAGUGCUGGAAAAGUUCAAGGAUAUGAUGGGUACUAUGUACUCUCUGUUGAGCAAUACCCUGAGUUAGCAGACAGCUCUAACAAUAUACAGUUUCUCAGACAAAGGGAGAUAGGAAAAAGGUAACACACUGGCCUUGCAGAGGCUGCCAAAGAGACAUAAUACAUUGUGCUUCCUCAAAUGGGAGACAGUAACUGUUUUGCUGCAUUGCUAUUUGAGCCUAAACAAUACAUUAGCUCAGAUAUUCUUUCUGUAGCACAAUCUCUGUCGGACUCAGAUGAAAGAGCCUUCCUGGGGAAUGAAAAUGCUAUCAGCAAAAAAAAAACUUUUGUUUUUAUGAAUGACCUUAAAGGUGAUCUGCUUUAAAAAAUAUGUUUACAUAUGCAUAUCACUGCACUCGGACUGGAGAGUAAAGCCUAUAGGUUUUGCAGUAGGCACUGUAUUUAAAAUGAUCUGUACAGUGUUUCUGAAUAUUAUUGAAAUGUUGACCUUUGCUUACAAAGAGUAGUUUCUCUAUUUCUCUCUCUCUUUCUCUGCAUAGGAUGUGGUAUAUAUCAUUGUUAAUUUUGAAAUGUGGAGCAAAAUUAUUGUUUAUAGAUAACUCAACUGCUUUUACUGUGCAGCUUUAUAAAAGGACAUUGGCACAAGUGACUUAUGUUACCAUGUGACUUUAAUAACAGAUUUUACAAUGCUAACAUGGUUUGCCUUGAAAAAACAAACAAACUAUUGCAAGUAGAAUUAUCUUCAAGUUUGAGCAAAGGAAUCCGUUUCUUUUUGUAAAUUAUGUGAACAAGUUGUUUAUGGAUUUUUAUAGGAAUUACAAUUUACUGUACAUCAACUAUUAGUCUCAGAGGAGUUAAUUUAUGUAAAAGUGUUUCAGAAAGUUUAUAUAUAAAAUAAAAUGAUAAAAAAAUGAAAAUAAGAGCUUUAGAGGGUCCAUUUUCUAUUAAUUGUUUUGUAGUAGACAAGGUUCUUUUUAGAGAAAUAUAUAUAUAUAUAUAAAUAUAUACUGUAUAUAUAGUUGCUGCGCUUAACUUGAAGAAAUUCUCAUUUAUUCUUAUGACACAGCUACUUGGAAUGCAGAAGAAAAGCUUUGACUAUUAAAUGUUUUAGGAAAAAUAAAGGAAAAUCGAUUUUAACAAAAGGAAUUUGCGAAUGUACAAUUACAAAUAAACAGUGGUACUCUAUGGUAUGUGCAUUUAGAAGUAACUACUAAAAAGCUGUAUUGGAUUAUUAAUUUACAGGUAACAAUUAUUGACUGAAAAAUACAUUUUCCUUUUCUUUUAAUUUUUGUAAUUAAAUGUGUUACUCAUAAACACAGGUUCAUUCUUUCCCUAAAA